Heterostelium album PN500 is the source of this 1323-nucleotide messenger RNA. RefSeq lists its product as uncharacterized. NCBI's taxonomy places the organism in Eukaryota, Evosea, Eumycetozoa, Acytosteliales, Acytosteliaceae. The transcript is spliced from 5 exons. The coding region runs from base 1 to 1323 and encodes 440 amino acids. The record is from RefSeq and is a predicted model, not a curated record.
AUGAAAUCAAAAGUCGGCACACAACAACAGCAGCAACAUGAUGAUAUUGAAAUAUACAAUUAUAAUAGUAAUAAUAAUGGAACUUCAAAGGUGAAGAAACCGAAGCAACAGAAUUACAAUGGAAAUCUAAAGGUGCUGAACGGCACAAACACCAAUGGCGGUGGCGGUGGUGCCAGUAUAAACAGUCCGCCACAACACAACAUCAGCAAUAAUAAUCUAGCUGCCACAAUUGACUCGGCGCAGCACCCCAACAACACGACGACAAACACGACGACCACCACAACAGGAGGCUCUUCCGGUAACCUCGCCUCCAAUAUAGUUUCGAGUAAUGGUGGCAACAGCAAUUUAAAUCUACAUUCCGGUGGCGGUGGCAACACGAAUGGUCCGAAUAAAGAUAUUACAUACGUUGAUACACAGCAGCAACAACAACAACAACAAGAUAAGCGGUUUUCAACAACGGCGGCAACAGCAGCAGCCAACAACAACAGCAAUGUAUUGACGACAUCAUCGAAAUCCAAUAGCAAUCUACACAACUCUAGUGCUCCCCUCAUUGGAAGCACAAGUGCGCAACCCCAAACAACACCACCCACAUCAUCAUCGCUAAGUGUACAAACACACAAUCAAAAUCAACAAGCUACCUCUACAACCUAUAUUUUCAAACAGUCACUGGGCAAUAGUGGCGGUCAACAAUCAUCACAACAGCAACAACAGACCACUCAAACUACCGAUUCGAAAAAUGUAUUAAAGACCUCAAACAACUCAAAUAACAAACCACAACAAACACAACAACAACAACAACAAACACAAAACAACAACUGUAAUAAUAUUAAUAAUAGUAAAUUAAAUACUGGUUUAUCAAAUAACAAUAUAGUAAACGCAUAUGAUAAUCAAGUACAACAACAAAAUAAACCAUUAGAUAGUCAACAACAACAACCAAAAGCCAAUGCCAGUUCUCUAAAUCCUUUCCCGGGCGUUGGCUCGAUAUUAAAGAACGGUAUCUGGUACACCGAAUCGGAGCUGUCAGAGGAGAACUUUGUUUGGACACCAAAAUACUGGACAAUCGAUCGUAUUGGUAAAUGGGUUGAUGACAUUGAGUUUUCAGAUAAUCAGACUUCACCCACAACACCCACUUCAUCUUCACUUAACCAACAACAACAGCAACAACAACAACCAACAUCGCAAACAUCAGGCAUUUCACAAUCACCUAAACCAUCGAGGCAAUCGUCAUCAUCAAACAUCACAUCGCCAGCACCAGGUCCAACAACAAUGAUUCAUUUCACAGAACGUAAAGUAAUUUACAAAGUAUACACCAAGAAGACAUAA